Molecule: messenger RNA, 1056 nt
Organism: Puntigrus tetrazona (Sumatra barb)
Lineage: Eukaryota; Metazoa; Chordata; Actinopteri; Cypriniformes; Cyprinidae
Gene: mlnr
Product: motilin receptor
Exons: 2
Coding region: 1-1056 (351 amino acids)
Biological process (GO): G protein-coupled receptor signaling pathway
Cellular component (GO): plasma membrane
Molecular function (GO): G protein-coupled peptide receptor activity
Source: RefSeq, a predicted model, not a curated record
AUGGAGGACCAACAUUAUGGAGACUCUCUCUUCCCAACCUCCACCCUCAUUCCUGUUACCACUAUUUGCAUCCUGCUCUUUGUCAUUGGCAUAACUGGCAACACCAUGACCAUCCUCAUUAUUCAGCGUUUUAAGGACAUGAAGACCACCACCAAUUUGUAUCUCUCCAGCAUGGCCAUCUCAGACCUAAUCAUCUUUUUUAGCCUCCCCUUCGACCUCUACCGCCUUUGGAAGUACGUACCCUGGGUUUUCGGGGAGCUGGUGUGCCGUCUAUCACACUACAUCAAUGAAGGAUGCACCAACGCCACCAUCCUCCACAUCACAGUGCUCAGCAUGGAACGUUACCUGGCCAUCUGCUUCCCUUUCAAAGCCAAGGCUGCCAUCACCAAGCGAAGGGUCAAAUAUGUCAUCCUAGCUCUUUGGGGUUUUGCCCUACUGUCUGCUGCGCCAGUGUUCUUCCUGAUGGGUGUGGAGUAUGAAAACGAAACGAUGCCUGACCCAGACACUCGGCAGUGCAAGCAUACACACUUUGCAAUCGAAUCAGGGCUGCUGCACACUACCAUCUGGGUGUCGACUGCCUACUUCUUCUGCCCCAUGUUUUGCCUGCUCUUUCUGUAUGGAUCCAUCGGGCGUAAAUUGUGGAAGAGUCGUCAUGAGUUGCAUGGGCCCAAUGCGGCAGCCAGACUGAAGGUUAAUAGGCAGAUCGUCAAGAUUCUGGCUGCUGUCGUGUCAGUCUUUGCCAUCUGCUGGCUUCCUUACCACAUUGGUCGGUUCCUCUUCACACAUGUAGAUGACUACCACUCUGCCCGCCUCAGUCAGAACUUCAACGUGGCCUCCAUGGUGCUCUUCUACCUGAGUGCCUCAAUUAACCCCGUCCUCUACAACCUCAUGUCCAACAAGUACCGCUCUGCCGUGAAACGCCUCUUUUUCUUGCCCCAUAGGCGCCACUACGGGCCCAACCGAAGGCAUAUCUCGACCCGUGAUGACUUAACCAUGUGCACAGAGACGUUAAAUGGAGUGAAGGAGACUGCACUGACAGAGGAGGGUUUGCGGUAA